This is a messenger RNA of Erpetoichthys calabaricus (reedfish), 3772 nucleotides long. It is a transcript of the gene fktn, whose product is annotated as fukutin. The transcript is spliced from 11 exons. The coding region runs from base 189 to 1562 and encodes 457 amino acids. NCBI's taxonomy places the organism in Eukaryota, Metazoa, Chordata, Cladistia, Polypteriformes, Polypteridae. Gene Ontology annotation, cellular component: Golgi membrane. The record is from RefSeq and is a predicted model, not a curated record.
AGCUGCAGUCAUUGAUGUCGCUCAUCUGUUGUGGCUGCAGAAUGGGAAUUGCUAUUUUAUUCUGUUGUUAGGGAUUUUCUUCCUUUAAAUCUUAAAGGUGUCGCUGUACCUGUAAAGAAGUUUAAUCAUGAAUCAAGACACAUAUGCCGUCCACUGCUGCUGUUUAAAGAAGACCAAGAAAAAGACUAAUGCCUAGGAUUAAUAAGACUGUCAUUUUGGCCCUCCUCACUGUUACAAGCUCUCUGUUUCUCUUGUUUCAACUGUAUUAUUACAGGCUAUAUUUGUCUAAGGAUGGAACACGUAAUUUCAUUGAUAAAGGUAGCACGUCAUCAAGCAGUGCCCAGUGGAAUGUUGUCAAGAAAUUCCUGGACUUGGUGGCCAGACAUCAUUUACCCGUAUACCUGAUUGAUCCUGUAAUCCUGAGGUUGUUGACGUCCGAUUCUCUGCUGCUUAAGGAAAGCGACCCAAAAGAACAAAGCUGCAAGUUGCUAUGCACAGAAAGGAAAUUCAUCACAUUUGCACUUUUUGCUAAACUUUGGAAAUAUGAUAGUGCCCUGGCUCACUCAGCUGGAGAAUAUGGGUUUGAGCUGCUUGAACUCCGAGGAAAAGAUCCUCGUCUUGCCGGCAUGGAUGACUUAUCUGGGAUGGAGAUUCCUCUGCACUUUCUGUUCAGGCUACAGUCUUUCGCCGUCCACCUAGUAGUGUUUUAUGAAAGAAGUGGCAAUUAUCUUUGGCAUGGGCCCCUACGACUAAAAUCAGACAUGGACAAAAAGUUUGUUCCUUUCCGAAAACUAGACUUUGGUCGCUAUGCGGGAGCAUAUGAUAGACCAGAACUACUGCUAACUACUCUUGAUGGACUGCAGGUCCACAUUCCGAAGAAUAUUUCUCGCUUCUUGGAUGAAGUGACCGGUGCGAGGUUUCUAGAAUGCCGAUAUAAGGAAGCUCGGGUUUUUUAUCAGCAAUACCCUUAUGACACCUCCCAAGAUGCAGUGGAGUUUAGGAAAAAAGCCAAGGCCUUACUUCUCUUAGCUGCAGAGACUCUGAACAGCCUGGGGGUGAGAUUCUGGCUUAGUAGUGGGACAUGUCUUGGCUGGUUUAGACAGUGCAAUAUUAUUCCAUACAGUAAGGAUGUUGACCUAGGAGUAUGGAUAAAGGACUACAGAUCGGACAUUAUUGCAGCAUUUGAAAAGGCAGGCCUGCCAAUUAAACACAGGUUUGGAAAGGUAGAGGACAGCCUUGAGUUGUCCUUCCAAGGUACUGAUGUGAAACUUGAUAUCUUCUUCUUCUAUGAGGAAGACAACUAUGUGUGGAAUGGAGGAACACAAGCUAAAACUGGCAAAAAAUUCAAAUACAUUUUCCCCAAGUUUACCUUGUGCUGGACCGAGCUAGCAGAGUUAAAAGUUCGGGUUCCCUGUGAAACACUGAAAUAUAUUGAAGCAAAUUAUGGAAAGAACUGGUAUAUUCCACUGAAAAUAUGGGACUGGAAGAGCUCUCCUGCCAAUGUCCAAGAAAACGGAAUCUGGCCAUUAAGGGAGUGGGACGAAGUCAUUCAAGUUUACUGAUCAAGAAUACGCUUCAUUGGAUGGUCAGGGUUGCGGUGGUACCAAAACAAGCUGGACUGACGAAGUCACUCUGUCCUUAGCAGCUUCCUUCAGCUCCUUUAUAGGUGAAAUCCUGUAUGAAACUAAGACAUCUAAUCCCACCAUUGUGUUCUGUGUCUUCUCCCAGGUGGUCAUGUAUGGUACAUCCCUUUUGUAGAAGGCAACCAAUAUGCAUUCUGACAACUUGGCCGCACAACCUGUGCUGGCUCAGUUCUGUUUGGAGAAGCUACAGUUCAAUUCUGAUGUCCUACUGCAUUGCUGAGCCUGGCAACCCUGUGCUUGAACUUGCCUUUCAUUUUUUCAGUAACUUGUACCCAAAUCUUGUCACCGAAGUCGAUGAUGGCGAUUUAGAUUGGCUGGUAAGACUGGUAAGUGUAAAGCCACUGCACAGAUUUGAUGGCCAAUCACUAUCAUUUUUAACAUGUCAAGUGAACAAAAUUGUGAGGUACUUAAACUCCUCUUCUGGAUUCCGCUGCUCCAGUCCACCUUCUCUACAGAUUCCAAACCUGUCUUUUCUGAGAGAGGACUAUGUCCCCAUAUUUGGAGGUGCUAAUGCCCAUCACACUCCGCUGUGUCCUGUUUCAUUGUGCACCAGAGUCUAUUGAGGCCAAGAGAACAACGUUAUCUACAAACAGCAAGAAAGGCAAACCUUAGGACCCCAGAUCAGAACUCUGCAGAAUGCAAAUGCACCUUGAUGUCCUGUCCAUGAAUAUAACGAUGCACACUUGGCAGAGUCCAGUGACCCAUGGUGCAAAAUUAUUUGUUUUCCAUCUUGGAAUGUGGAUACUCUUUUUGUAUUUAGAGUAAAACAAAGUCUAAAAUGUUCUCACUGCUCUGACAGUUUUAACAAAAAUGAGUAGUAAACGAAGAACGUUGAAUAGAAUUUAAUGUUAUUAGCGUCAGGGCUACAUUGAUUAUAGUUGAGUGAAAUGUACAGUGUAAAUGUGCUGAAGUAGGCUGCACACUUUAGGAGUUUAAGAUUAGAUUAUCUUUAAAAAUGUCAUGUGUCUUGUGCUGCUCAUGUGUUCACUUUAUACAGCAGAUACUAAUGAGAAUUUAUCAGAAGACCAGAUUUGGGCUACAAUCAAGUAGCGGUUCCCCAGAAGAACAUGUCCUGACAUGGCUUCAAAGGUAUCAUUUUUGCAAAACCCUUUCUCAAUAGUACUUGACAACAUUUUUUUUUUUCCUGAAAACUUUUUGGUGAUUAUGAGAGACAGCUUCAAGCUGAACACAAAUAUAAUUUCGUACUGACCGCAUCAUGUAGCAAUUUGGAGAAACGUGAAAUUAACUUGUAUCGAGUUUAGUGUGUUUAGUCAUUUAAUGAUACGGACACAUUGCGUUAGUUCAAUUUGCUUCCGAUUUUCGUUUGUACUUUGUAUCUGAUGCUUCUCGUGUCAUUGUCCAGCAAUGAUGGAUUCUUCUUGCCCUGAUGCUGCUUUUCCAUCAUUGUAAUGUCCUGCUGAAAUGUUUCGUAUUGUUCAGCAAUGAUCGGACCAACAUUAGCAGAGAUAAAAUCCAAAUGUGAAUGCAGGCAAUGAAUCUUUGACAGUAGACCUCUUCAGCACCGCUAUUCAGUAGCUCCACUAGACAGCCAAUUGCAUUGCAGGUUUUUGUCACCUGGUUUACUCGACUGUCAGAUAACCCUUCCCCAACCCUAACCCUAACCAUCGUGUAACCAGUGAUAUCUUUGAUGUAUAAUACAGGGCGACAACUUCCUCAACAGAGUAGAGCUCCGGAGAUCUGCAGCUGGAGUUUAAUUAAAUCUUUUCCGUCAUGGUUUUCUGUGUCUGAAACAAGUUGUCAACCAACUGGACAUAGUUGACGAAUCCUUAGUGGCCAGGAAAAUUCUCAACAACUUAUUUGAAUCCCUUCCAUACAAUUUCCUCCGGCCCCACUAGAAGAUCUUCAACACAUUUGUCAUUGAUGGCGUGUCUGUCUAGUGAACCAAGAAAAGAGUUACCUCAAUUUUGGCCUUAAUUCUUCAUGCAAACAUCUCUCUUCAUAUUGAAACCCUUCAUCCUUGUCGUUGAUCGCAUUCAUUAGAUUUUUUUCAUCAGUUUUAUUUGAUGAGGAGGCGAAGAUAUCUUUGUUGUCUCCACAAGUGGUUGAUGUGCCACAUGUUUUUCUGCUCAUUGAGCGGCCAGUUCUUUUGAAUGUAAUGAGACUCUUUA